CACCUCACUGUUAGCUAUGGAUAACUUGGAUUUCUUCGAUGUUGAUAAUGAUUUUGGCAUGAAUAAUAAUCAGAGUUUUAUGAGUGUCAACAUAAACUAUAAUGAAAGUUUUAUGAGUGUCGAUAUGAACGAUAACAAAAUCUCUUGA
Messenger RNA from Ambispora leptoticha, 148 nucleotides. The record is from the annotation of a GenBank genome assembly. Lineage: Eukaryota; Fungi; Glomeromycota; Glomeromycetes; Archaeosporales; Ambisporaceae.